ACCAUCCUGCCAGUAUCCAAACCGGUCAGCCUGCCAUCUGAGAACCCACCUUCCAUGGUGCAGCCUGGUGCCUCGGCGCCCACAAUUCAGCCUGAUGUCUCAAUUCAGCCUGAUGUCUCAAUUCAGCCUGAUGUCUCUACCCAGCCUGAUGUCUCUACCCAGCCUGAUCCUGAUGAACUGAUUCAGCCUGAUGAUCCUAUUAUGCCAGAUGACUCGAUGCCCGCUGUCUUGCCAGAUGACUCGGAGCCCGCCGUCUUGCCAGAUGACUCGGAGCCCGCUGUCUUGCCAGACGACUCAGUGCCCGCAGUCUUGCCAGAUGACUCAGUGCCCGCAGUCUUGCCAGACGACUCGGUGCCCUCAGUCUUGCCAGAUGACUCGAUGCCCGCUGUUCUGCCAGACGACUCGGUGCCCGCUGUCUUGUCGGUUGACUCGAGAGCCCGCUGUCGGGCCGGUUGACUCAGAGCCCGCUGUUGUGCCUGGUGACUCGGGGCCC
This is a messenger RNA of Staurois parvus, 493 nucleotides long. NCBI's taxonomy places the organism in Eukaryota, Metazoa, Chordata, Amphibia, Anura, Ranidae. The record is from the annotation of a GenBank genome assembly.